GAUGUGUUGUUUCGUGCCAUCCACGUGUUCAACGGUGGCUUCAUUUUACGGUAUUGUUACGGUGACUGACGCCGCCAGGUACUGUACUGUUGUUGUACUAAACUAAACCAAACCCAUAGACAGUGGAUUCGGUGGUGAGAAUGUCCAUGGAUAAGAUUCCUACCGAGUUAGAUUACUAUCAUGACAUGUGGAAACUCCAAUCUACUGCCACACUUCUUUCUCACUACAAGGGAGAUGAUGGGAGACAUGUUUUGAUAUUGGAUCGGACUAUUUUCUAUCCACAAGGUGGUGGUCAACCGGCAGAUACUGGCUUCUUACAUUUUCAAGGCUUAAAUCUCAAGUUUUUGGUCAACGAUGUUCGAUCAAAAGAUGGAAUUGUUUUACACUAUGGUGUCUUUGAGGGUUUGGGAGGUGAGUUUGAGGAUAUACUCGAGAGAGGGAAGGAGGUUUCACUUUUUGUUGAUGAGCAUAGGCGAAAACUAAAUUCCAGGUUGCAUUCAGCAGGGCAUUUGCUUGACAUUUGUCUGCCAAAAAUUGGAUUGGGUCAUUUAGAGCCUGGAAAAGCUUACCAUUUUUCGGAUGGGCCUUGGGUUGAAUAUAAAGGUGUAAUUCCACAAAAUGAAAUGCAGAACAAGCAAAAGGAACUAGAGCAAGAGGCUAAUGCUUUGAUUUCCAUGGGAGGAAAAGUUUCUGCUGAUAUAUUACUGUAUGACGAAGCUGCUAAGCUAUGUGGUGGUAUUCUUCCUGAAUAUGUUCCCAAGGAAAGCACACCUCGCAUAGUGCGGUUAGGGGAUAAUCCUGGCUGUCCCUGUGGUGGUACCCAUGUUGUAGAUAUUUCGGACAUCACAAAAAUUAAGGUUUCUCAAAUUCGGUCAAAGAAGGGAAUGACAAAAGUAUUUUACAAUGUUGAAUCUUAGUUACAUGGAUGUGUCUGCUGCCAAGUAAAUGUUGUUUGAGAUCCAUGGCGAUGACAAGCUAAAUUUGAAUCUUUUUCUUUUAAGAAAGCUAAAUUGGAGUCAUAUUAAUAGUCACUUGUGAACAAUGAUCAAUUUAUGGUUUUCAUACCACAACAAAACAGUAGCUGUUAUAUCUACUCAUAGCUUCAUAGGGAAACUUUGUCAAGUUUGUAUGAAUGAUGAGUUUGAAAAGAACAAUUAUCUGAUUCUGACAUA
This is a messenger RNA of Cicer arietinum (chickpea), 1172 nucleotides long. RefSeq lists its product as uncharacterized. The record is from RefSeq and is a predicted model, not a curated record. NCBI's taxonomy places the organism in Eukaryota, Viridiplantae, Streptophyta, Magnoliopsida, Fabales, Fabaceae. Gene Ontology annotation, biological process: alanyl-tRNA aminoacylation. Gene Ontology annotation, molecular function: nucleic acid binding; ATP binding; alanine-tRNA ligase activity.